This is a messenger RNA of Macrosteles quadrilineatus (aster leafhopper), 1565 nucleotides long. RefSeq lists its product as uncharacterized. Lineage: Eukaryota; Metazoa; Arthropoda; Insecta; Hemiptera; Cicadellidae. The record is from RefSeq and is a predicted model, not a curated record. Gene Ontology annotation, biological process: rRNA base methylation. The transcript is spliced from 2 exons. The coding region runs from base 123 to 1565 and encodes 480 amino acids. Gene Ontology annotation, molecular function: rRNA (uridine-N3-)-methyltransferase activity. Gene Ontology annotation, cellular component: cytoplasm.
CUAUAAGUUUAAUAAUCUUUAGGACCAUAUUACAUUUUCUUUGAAUUUAUUAUUAUAAGAUUUACGUGAAAUGCCAUUGUAAACAUUAAAUGUAAAGAGGGAAAACCAUUUAUUUAUGUAGGAUGUUACCAGCAUACCAGUUGUCAAAAGGUGUUACAAUACAUUAUAAUGUGGACGCAACAAACCUUAAAAGCCAUUGCGCUGUAAGCAAACAGAAAUAUGACAAAAUAAUAUUCAAUUUUCCACAUGUUGGCGGGAAAAUGAAAAUACAUUUAAACCGUAAACUUUUAAAAGACUUUUUUUCAAGUGCCUGUGAUGCCUUAAACGAAGAUGGUUCCAUUAUUGUAGCACUGUGUGAUGGCCAGGGAGGAACUGAAGCAGACAAAAAACAUCGGAAUUGGAAUGACUCGUGGAAAAUCACUGAAAUGGCUGCCCAAUCGGAUCUUAUUCUUUAUUCCGUUGAACCAUUUGAUGUCAAAUCAUUUUCAAACUAUGUCAACGUAGGGUACAGGAGUUGUGAGAAAAGUUUUCAUUGUGAGAAUGCAAUUGUUUAUUCGUUUAGAAAGCACCAGCCACCUCGAAUCCUUCAAGAGGAUCCUGAAACUUGGAAAAGAGCAGAAGGAGAUACUUUUGAUGCAAUAAUAGGUGCUCUAGAGAAAUCGCUGUCCAAUCCUUGGGAAAAUCUCCAUUCAGCUGUGAAUUACAUAUAUCAGAAACUCCUUGAACAAAUUACUUCCUCAGGCUCAAAUUUUGCUGAACACAAACCAAUUGUCCGAUAUGUAUCUUCCAUGGUUUUCGAUAAUAAAAACCAAUUCAAUGACAGCCCAGAUAUUAAGUCAACCCUGGUGAAUAUUUUUAAUAUGGCAAACUUAAAAACCUCUGGAAAAGAAUGUGUGGUUGUGAAAUGCUUAAUGGUAAAUAAAUCAGCUUCUUUAAAGGAAUUCGCUGAACCACCAGUCCGAUGCCAAGUUUUAAUGUUUGGACACAACCUUUCUGAAUUAAUUCACCAGUGUCUAGUUGAUUUGUUUCAGUUGUUUGAAGUAGAGUGCCAUUUGUCUGGGGAUGAGAUUAGUGGUCUUUCACAGUGCCUUUUGACUCUCGACAAACACGUUGAAAAUAUAACUGUAUCACUAACCCUAUCAAACGGAGUUAAAUGCCAUAUUUUACAUAUUGAUGAUGUUGCUCAAGUCCUGUUCAAAAUCAAAGAUUGGCGGUCACUCUGGGAUGGCCAUGUUGAGACCUCUUCAAACAAGUUCACACACCACCCCACAGUUCUGUUUCCUAAAGAGUAUGCAUUUGAUUUAGGAUUGUCUGUACCCUUACAGAUCAAGGAUGUAUUUGAAAAUGAAUUCUAUCAGACACUUUGGCUUCUUGCUGGUGAUAUAAUUGUCAAAGUAGAACAUCUAACGACGUACGAGCCUACAGAUAGAGAGUUGAUUUGUUAUUGUUAUCGCAUUACUUAUAAAUCCUACAAUGCACCACUUUAUAGGAAACGAGUAAUAUUUUUCCAUGAAAAAAUAAUAGCCAAAGUAAUUUCCAAAGUGUUAAAAGUAAACAUUACUUAG